This is a messenger RNA of Alternaria arborescens, 738 nucleotides long. RefSeq lists its product as hypothetical. The transcript has a single exon. The coding region runs from base 1 to 738 and encodes 245 amino acids. The record is from RefSeq and is a predicted model, not a curated record. NCBI's taxonomy places the organism in Eukaryota, Fungi, Ascomycota, Dothideomycetes, Pleosporales, Pleosporaceae.
AUGUUCCGGCCACUCCUCAUCGCCUCUCUCACAGCCAUAGCAGCCGCCGACUUCACAACCACCAUGGAAUUCAGAGACUGGCUGCUCGGCGAAGACAGUAUCGGUCGCGCGACCGAACACCCCUUUGGCUUCCGCGGCUCACUUGUAAACAUUGACCAAAACAAAACAACCAUACACGCGCAAUUCGACCAGGACAGCGGCGACCUAUCUAGCAAGUACCACGUCGCAAACAACACAAACUCCUUCACGUUCACCUUUGCGCCCGACUACAUCUCCGCGCGAAUGGCAAAACCCGACUGGUGGCAGACGACGUACGAUGUGGACUGUUCCGGACCAGGUAGCAGGGCUACAGAAUACAUCGAUGUAGCAGCAAACACGUGCACGGUUUCGCUAUGGGGCGCAGCGUUUUCAUCAGAGGAAUGCAGGGAUGGGGCGUGGGGAAUAAGGAAAUCGACGCGUUCGAGUUGGUUCUGUGAUGAAAAUGGUGUGCAGAGCGCGACUUGGAGACAAAAGAGUCUGAAGGACUAUACUACACAGCGGAAACAGAUUGUUCUUACGGCAGGGUUGGAAAAGUUGGGUGCGGAAGCUACGGAGGCUACGGUCACGCCUACGGCUACCGCGAGUGCGAGUCCCACUAUUAGUGGGCCAGCGCGAGAGACUGGCGGUGCGCGCGCGGGACGGGCGGCUGAUAUCGCAAUAGUCUGGGUUGUUGCUGCUGUAGCUGUGGGCAUGUCGUAA